Coregonus clupeaformis (lake whitefish) is the source of this 2035-nucleotide messenger RNA. Its product is annotated as beta-4C adrenergic receptor-like. Gene Ontology annotation, molecular function: epinephrine binding; beta3-adrenergic receptor activity; norepinephrine binding. Gene Ontology annotation, cellular component: membrane. The transcript has 2 exons. NCBI's taxonomy places the organism in Eukaryota, Metazoa, Chordata, Actinopteri, Salmoniformes, Salmonidae. Gene Ontology annotation, biological process: adenylate cyclase-activating adrenergic receptor signaling pathway; norepinephrine-epinephrine-mediated vasodilation involved in regulation of systemic arterial blood pressure. Bases 570 to 1955 code for a protein of 461 amino acids. The record is from RefSeq and is a predicted model, not a curated record.
UCUUGCAACAGCGUCAAAGCUGCUUGCUCUCAACAGUGUGGCAUCCCUCUCAUAUAACACACAGCGAAACGCGCUCCAGCCAAAUACUACAUUAUGUAUGAUUGGACUUAUUUCACAGGAAAGGUUUUCUUUACUUCUUGAAUUGGUGGUUUGUUUCACUAUCCUCUCCAGGGAUGUAUAAAACAAAGACAAAAUGAGCAAAAAGGAUUGUUAAGUAUUUUUAUUUUUUAUUUGUACAUUUUGGAUGCAUUGCACUGACAAGACAACAUGUUGUUGUCAUCGACAUUAGAGGAACUUCUCACCAACCUUUUUUGGUCUUUGGAGACAUCGGAGACAGACAUACAUAAACCACUGGUGGUGUUUGGAGGAUCUGGACACUGACCAGUGAUACAUGAAAGCUGUGUAAUAUGUCAGAGAUUUACGUUUGCUUCGAAUGAACAGAAGCGAGAGGAUGUGACACAGAGAGACCAAAUUCUUGUGAGUUUGACUUAAAAAAUGCUAGUACGAAAUGUUCUUUUUUACCCGUAAUACGUGAAAAAUCUAUUUUCACUUUGUGUAUCUCUCUGCUUAUGAAGAUGGAUUUUAACUUGAGUAGCACAGUGCUCUAUGCGGUCAACAGCACUGUGACCCCCUUCCUCAACAAUACAGGACCCUACCAUCCUGCAGCGGGACCCUGGAUUUUACUCCUGCUGGUGAUCAUCAUCAUGACCAUCGUGGUGGGCAACCUGCUGGUCAUCAUAGCUAUAGCACGCACAUCGCAGUUACAGACUAUGACUAACAUCUUCAUCAUGUCCCUGGCCUGUGCUGACCUCAUCAUGGGGGUCCUGGUGGUCCCUCUGGGGGCCACCAUAGUGGUGACGGGGAACUGGCAGCUGAGUGACACCUCUUGCGAGCUCUGGACCUCCGUGGAUGUGCUCUGUGUCACUGCCAGCAUUGAGACUCUUUGCGUGAUUGCAGUGGACCGCUAUAUUGCUAUUACAAGGCCCUUCAGGCACAAGGUUCUGCUCAAUAAGUGGCGCGCCCGGCUAAUAGUGUGUGUGGUUUGGAUUGUGUCUGCUCUGAUCUCCUUUGUGCCCAUCAUGAACCAGUAUUGGCGAGCAGAGGAUGACCCGGAGGCCUUGGUGUGCUAUCAGGAUCCUGCCUGCUGUGACUUUUUGACCAACCGGACCUUUGCCAUUAUAUCCUCUGUAGUGUCAUUCUACAUCCCUUUGCUCAUAAUGAUAUUUGUCUAUGCCAAAGUCUUCCUUAUAGCCACGCGACAGGUACAGCUCAUAGACAAGAUCCGGCUGCGCUUCCAAAGUGAGUGCCCAGUGCCGCAGACGCAACAGCUGAGCCACCACAGUAAUAACAUCCUGCCCUUGGGCUAUGGAGGCUCCGGCAGCAGAAGCAGCACAUGCUCAGCUCGCAAGAGCAGCUCCAGACGAAGGCCCUCACGGCUAACGGUUAUCAAGGAGCACAAGGCCCUCAAGACCUUGGGCAUUAUCAUGGGCACCUUCACCCUCUGCUGGCUGCCUUUCUUUGUGGCUAACAUAAUCAACGUGUUUGACAGGAAUGUGCCUCCGGGAGAGAUCUUCCGUCUGCUCAACUGGCUGGGCUACAUCAACUCUGGCCUCAACCCCAUCAUUUACUGCAGGAGCCCUGAGUUCCGCACUGCUUUCAAGAACCUGCUGGGCUGCCCCUGGUUUUCUACCCAACGAUUAAACAUCUUCUACAAGGAGCUGCGGACACGAUGCCCCUGCUUCCUGGGUUCGGCUGAGGCAGGGGCGGCCGGCUCUUUCCAGAAGCCCCCUGCUGCUGCCAGGCCUGAGGGGGACGAGAGCCUGACCAGCAGUCAGAGCAGCUACAAGAGAGUGGAACCUUCCCCAGGACCCCCACACUCCAAUGGCAGCACACAGUUCAGUGACUUCUCAGAACCAGAAGAUGAAUUUUUCACAUUACAGGAAAAGGAUGGGUGAAAGAUUUGGAAACAAAUCUCAAGAAAUUAAAAACAACAAAAGGCUGACUCCAACAGUGACUUUCACAACUGACUGAGCAG